Contarinia nasturtii (swede midge) is the source of this 424-nucleotide messenger RNA. It is a transcript of the gene SNRPG, whose product is annotated as probable small nuclear ribonucleoprotein G. Gene Ontology annotation, cellular component: U12-type spliceosomal complex; U4 snRNP; SMN-Sm protein complex. The record is from RefSeq and is a predicted model, not a curated record. Gene Ontology annotation, molecular function: RNA binding. The transcript has 3 exons. The coding region runs from base 132 to 362 and encodes 76 amino acids. NCBI's taxonomy places the organism in Eukaryota, Metazoa, Arthropoda, Insecta, Diptera, Cecidomyiidae. Gene Ontology annotation, biological process: spliceosomal snRNP assembly; mRNA splicing, via spliceosome.
ACUGACACCGUGUGUCACAGCAGCGUUCAAUAAACGAUUUGAGCUCGCCUGUAAACAAGUCACUUUUGGCGUCAAUCUCUUGUUGAGCAUUUUAUUUUAUUCUUUAAAGUUUAACAAAAUCAAAUUCAACCAUGUCGAAGGCACAUCCACCAGAAUUAAAGAAAUUUAUGGACAAACGCAUGAUGUUGAAGUUGAACGGAGGACGAUGUGUGGUUGGAAUUUUACGUGGUUUCGAUCCAUUCAUGAAUGUUGUCAUCGAUGAAACAGUCGAAGAAUGCAAAGAUGGUACCAAAAACAACAUUGGAAUGGUCGUUAUUCGCGGAAACUCAAUUGUAAUGGUUGAAGGCCUGGAAAGGGUAUAGCCGUCGGCAUACAUGAACUUUUGAUAUUCAAAAUAAGGGAAUAAAAUAACAUUUUAAUCUGA